CGUGACACAUGUGACAGAACGUGACCGUGACGACUUCCUGAAACUGCUGCGAGAGUGACCUUGACCUUUGACAGUCAUCAUCGCGACCCAAUGGCAGCAAUAUACUCAGUCUAUACCUCUCCCACCCAUCCACCUAUACCUGAUCAUCUCCCUACCCUCAUUGUUACUCCCCAUGGCCAGCCUUCCAAUAUCUUGUACUCUUAUCUGCACACAAACUUUAAUUCCGAGAAUUAUCUCUUAACGCCGUCGCCACAAGGUGAUCUUUGCGUUGCUAAGCUGUUCCCUCCUCGUCCCAAAGACGUCGGGAAGGCAUCAGCAUCAGAUCCCGGUCAUUCGUCGUCAGGCUCGCGUGUUGUACGCUGUGAAGCCUCUCGCAACCUUAAAUGGUCAAUUGCCAAUACCGGUGUCAUCUCUCCCAUAUACAAGCUAUCACUGCCUUCCCCGGAUUCGGCAGAUCUACCAUUAUUCCAGAUCUCAAAGCCAAACCCUAAUGCGGCAUUCUGGAGCAUGUUCUACUUUGCUUAUGCUGGUCAUAAUAUACCCCCCAAGCGUAUUGAGUUUGGAAAGAUACAGAAGAACCCUCCCGGGCCUAAUGGUGGUGGAACAAGGAUCAGUAUCACUGGCAAGACUGCGGAAGAAAAGGCUGUCUGGCAGACUUUGGGCGAAGGGAAUGAGGAUUGCGUUGAGUGGGUCGUUCUUUGUGCCGCUCUCAAUCUGCUCGACGACGAAAUUGUCAAGGCAGCGGAGAAGAACCCCACUAAACAACCUCCAAUAACAAACGGAGGCCGACCUUCCCCUGUAUCUCUUCGUGAUCCUGGACCUACCACAAACCCACCACCGCGACCACAGGCAAAUAUGCCUCCUCCUCAGCAACAGCCGCGCCCUACCCCUCAACACGCCAAUACUUUACCCCCUCGCGUGAAUCCAGGGCCUGGGUUCCAAGGUCAGCCAAUGCCUCAGCGCGGAUUUCCUCCAGGCCAAGGACCUCCUGGACCAGGAUAUGGAGCUCCGCCUCCCCAAGGUUAUGCUGGCCCUGGCCCACAUGCCCGACCUCCUCCGUCUCAGAUGCGUCCUGGCAUGGCACCGGGUCCUGGUCAUAUGCCAGGGCCGCAUGCCCGUCCACCUCAACAGAUGAUGCCUGGACCUAUGCAGCAACAGCAGCAGCAGAUGCCUCCUCAUCUUCAUGGACAAGCCCCUCAACAAGUACGGAGAUUUUAGUGCUAGUGAUUCUGGCUAUUUUUCCUUCUUGCACCGCUUGUGGAUACAGAUACCCUUAUCUAUCGCUUCUUACUGGGUUUAUGAAGUACUAUUAUUGU
Molecule: messenger RNA, 1316 nt
Organism: Desarmillaria tabescens
Lineage: Eukaryota; Fungi; Basidiomycota; Agaricomycetes; Agaricales; Physalacriaceae
Exons: 5
Coding region: 91-1218 (375 amino acids)
Source: RefSeq, a predicted model, not a curated record